AUGGUGACCACCUGGUGGCUGGUCGGCCUUUCCUUCCCCACGCUGUGGGCCCAGGUGUUGAUCAGCUGUACCUAUAAGAGCCUCUGCCCGAGGGCUCUGCUGUCCGGCAAUGACAUUGUCCUGCACUGUGACCAUCCCAGGGCACUCUGGUACUUCUCUUCCAUUAUGGGGGAGGAACCAUUUUUGCUCAACUCGAUAUUUAAUGUAAAGAAUCUCCCUGGGGGCAGCCUUCAACUUGUCAACCCUCAGCCUUCACAGACUGGCCUGUAUCGCUGCCAGGACAGUAACAAUGCCCUCCUAGUGCAGUAUGAGAUCGAUUUCCAGGACGUCGCCACCCUGCAUCUUACCCACAAAGGCCUGAGCCAAAAGCCCCUGCAGAACGAAACCCUGGACCUGGGCGGCAAGGUGCGCGUCUUUACCCACUGGGAGCCCUGGCAGGACUGUAACCGCUGUGGGGUGCCGGGGGAGCGCAAGCGUCUCGGGUACUGUUAUGUGCAGGAGCCCCAGGAGAAACCGAUGCCCUGCUGGCUCUAUGUGAGAGAGGAGAAGGUGCAGGACAGCCGCCUGCGGCCGGAGCUGCAGGUGGAAGGCUGCCACGUGCCCUGUCACCCCGGCCAGGAGCUCGACCAGCCAUACUUCGCCUUUGACACCUACCAGCUGGGCAAGUUGACCAACGGCAUGUGGCUCACCUGCCCCGUGGCCUCCGUCUACAGGUGA
Tupaia belangeri chinensis (Chinese tree shrew) is the source of this 717-nucleotide messenger RNA. RefSeq names its product protein FAM187B-like. The record is from RefSeq and is a predicted model, not a curated record. Lineage: Eukaryota; Metazoa; Chordata; Mammalia; Scandentia; Tupaiidae. The coding region runs from base 1 to 717 and encodes 238 amino acids. The transcript has a single exon.